Messenger RNA from Suncus etruscus (white-toothed pygmy shrew), 2926 nucleotides. RefSeq names its product sarcosine dehydrogenase (gene SARDH). NCBI's taxonomy places the organism in Eukaryota, Metazoa, Chordata, Mammalia, Eulipotyphla, Soricidae. The transcript has 21 exons. Bases 101 to 2845 code for a protein of 914 amino acids. Gene Ontology annotation, molecular function: oxidoreductase activity; protein binding. The record is from RefSeq and is a predicted model, not a curated record. Gene Ontology annotation, cellular component: mitochondrion.
GGUCACACUCUCAAUCCUCCCUCCUCGUCCUCUGCAAGACCCUCUCCGUGGCUCUGGUCCGGCCGGGUGCCUCCAGGACUAAAGGUACAGCCCCAUUCCCAUGGCCUCACUGAGCCGAGCCCUGCGCGUGGCUGCCGGCCAUCCCCGGAGCCCUUCCCGCUGCCUGGGACUGCGUCCACUGAGCAAUGUGGCCGGCGCUGGGGCCGAGAAGAACGUCCCCUACCAGCGGACCCUGAAGGGUGAGGAUGAGGCAACUCAUGGCCCCAGCAGGCCCCUGCCCAGCACAGCCGAUGUAGUGGUCAUCGGCGGGGGCAGCCUGGGCUGCCAGACCCUCUACCACUUGGCCAAGCUGGGCGUGAGUGGGGCAGUGCUGCUGGAGCGGGACCGGCUCACCUCUGGGACCACCUGGCACACAGCAGGCCUCCUGUGGCAGCUUCGGCCAAGUGACGUGGAAGUGGAGCUCCUGGCACAUACACGUCGAGUGGUGAGCCACGAGCUGGAGCAGGAGACGGGCCUGCACACGGGCUGGAUCCAGAACGGGGGCCUCUUCAUCGCCUCCAACAAGCAGCGCCUGGACGAGUAUAAGCGGCUUAUGUCGCUGGGCAAGGCCUAUGGCAUAGAGUCGCAUGUGUUGAGCCCUUCGGAGACCAAGUCCCUGUACCCGCUGAUGAACGUGGACGAUCUCUACGGAACUCUGUAUGUGCCACAGGACGGGACCAUGGACCCAGCGGGCACUUGCACAACCCUCACCCGGGCUGCCACCGCCCGCGGGGCCCAGGUCAUUGAGAACUGUCCAGUGACGGGCAUUCAGGUACGCACAGACGACUUUGGGGUUCGGCGAGUGGCCGCUGUGGAGACAGAGCAUGGGACCAUCCAGACACCAUGUGUGAUUAAUUGUGCAGGAGUGUGGGCCAGUGCUGUGGGUCGGAUGGCUGGGGUGAAGGUGCCCUUGAUCGCAAUGCACCAUGCCUACGUGGUCACGGAGCGCAUCGAGGGUAUCCAGAACAUGCCCAACGUCCGCGACCAUGAUGCCUCAGUUUACCUGCGCCUGCAGGGAGAUGCCCUGUCCGUGGGGGGCUAUGAGAACAACCCCAUCUUCUGGGAGGAGGUGUCGGACAAAUUUUCCUUUGGCCUUUUCGACCUGGACUGGGACGUGUUCAUGCAGCACAUCGAGGGGGCCAUCAACCGGGUGCCUGUGCUGGAGACAACGGGCAUCAAGUCCACUGUCUGUGGCCCAGAGUCCUUCACCCCUGACCACAAGCCCCUGAUGGGGGAGGCCCCUGAGCUCCGUGGCUUCUUCCUGGGCUGUGGCUUCAACAGUGCUGGCAUGAUGCUGGGCGGUGGCUGCGGGCAGGAGCUGGCCCACUGGGUGGUGCAUGGGCGUCCCGAGAAGGACAUGUACGGCUACGACAUCAGGCGCUUCCACCACUCGCUCACAGACCACCCACGCUGGAUCCGAGAGCGCAGCCACGAGUCCUAUGCCAAGAACUAUUCAGUGGUCUUCCCACAUGACGAGCCACUGGCCGGGCGUAACAUGCGGAAGGACCCACUGCACCAGGAGCUUCUGGCUCGAGGCUGCGUGUUCCAGGAGCGGCACGGCUGGGAACGACCCGGAUGGUUUAAUCCCCAAGGCCCGGCUCCUGUCCAGGACUAUGACUACUAUGGUGCCUAUGGGCAGACACUCCGCAAGGACUCCGUGUACCAACAACUGCUGGGGGCCGAGUACACCUUCGACUUCCCACCCCACCACCACGUGAUUAAGCAGGAGUGCCUGGCAUGCCGAGGGGCAGCGGCCGUGUUCGACAUGUCAUACUUCGGGAAAUUCUACCUGCUGGGCCCUGAUGCCACCAAGGCCGCAGACUGGCUCUUCUCUGCACACGUCAGCCGCCCCCCAGGCUCCACAGUAUACACCUGCAUGCUGAACCACCGUGGGGGCACGGAAAGUGACCUCACUGUUAGCCGCCUGGCACCCGGCUCCCAGGACUCGUCGUUAACUCCUGCCUUUGAAGGUGACGGCUAUUACCUGGCAGUGGGUGGGGCGGUCGCCCAGCAUAACUGGUGCCACAUCCAAACGGUGCUGCAGGACCAAAAGCUGCGGUGCCAACUCUUGGACUGCUCCGAGGACCUGGCUAUGCUCAGCGUUCAGGGUCCUGCCAGCCGGGCUAUUCUCCAGGACGUGCUGGACGCAGACCUGAGUAAUGAGGCCUUUCCCUUCUCUACCCACCAGCUGGUCCAGGCUGCCGGACACCCGGUGCGAGCCAUGAGACUGUCUUUCGUGGGAGAGCUGGGCUGGGAGCUUCACAUUCCCAAGGCAUCUUCUGUGGCUGUGUACCGGGCCCUGAUGGCCGCAGGCGCCCGCCAUGGGCUCGUGGAUGCUGGCUACCGGGCUAUCGACUCCCUGAGUAUUGAGAAGGGCUACCGCCAUUGGCAUGCUGACCUGCGCUCAGAUGACAGCCCCCUGGAGGCCGGCCUUGCCUUCACCUGCAAGCUCAAAGCCAACACCCCCUUCCUGGGCCGCCAGGCACUGGAGCAGCAGCGGGCAGGGGGCUUGAGGCGACGCCUUGUGUGUUUCACUGUGGACGAAAAAGUGCCCAUGUUCGGCCUGGAGGCCAUCUGGAGGAAUGGCCAAGUAGUAGGCCAUGUGCGCAGGGCUGACUUCGGCUUCACCAUAGACAAGACCAUCGCCUAUGGCUACAUCCGGGACCCCAGCGGGGGACCUGUCUCACUGGACUUCGUGAGGGGCGGAGAGUACGCUCUGGAAAGGAUGGGGGUAUCCUACCCUGCCCACGCCCACCUCAAGUCCCCCUUCGAUCCUGACAACAAGAGGGUAAAGGGCGAAUAUUGAGGUGCUGGAGAGAUGUGGGGAAUGGGCAGCAGCACCCAGCAGCUAGAGUCCAGAGACGCUCAAUAAACACCCUCAGAACCA